AUGUGCGAGCACAUGGCCAAUGGCCUAAGCGACUUCGGUUAUAGCGGUGCUUGUCAACUCUUACGUCCAAGACUUGCGACUUCUUGUCGUUGUUUCGAGAGCGGACAGGACGUCAAAGUGUUGUACUUCGUUUAUUAUGUUCAAUGGUCCGACGUGCCAUGUGGCCGGGACCACAGUUAUUCGGUGGUCGACGAGAAGGACGCUAAACUGUCCAUCUACUCGUAUCUCGUAGCGGUCGCGCAAUACGAGAGGUGGGACUUCGCAAAGUCGCGUGGCAGCCAAGCUUAUGGCGGUGCUGGUCGGUAUCUUCCAGCGAAGUUCGAGACCCAGUAUAGUACGAGUCGGACUUUCCCACCAAACGCAGACUCUGCAACUCUUUCAUCGUUAUCGCACAGUGAUCUUGGUCGAGGAUCGAGACGGUCCAGUGUCAAAUCCAUGGCUCCUAAGCUGGGGAAGAUGAGGGGUAUCGUGGCAGCCACACCACUUAAGCUUGAGCGUACCACAGAAUCGGUGCACGUUAUCUUUGAGCGUGAAGCCACAUUGCGCCUCUUCCGAAGCCUUCGGAUGAAGUGGAAGAGCUCCUUCACCUACGCUGCUCGAAGUCAACCGGAAUUACGUGGUGACAGUCCAACAUGUCACGCACUUGGUGCCAUUGGCGGAUCACUUGGCUUGUUGGUCUGGCUGUCUCACCUUGGCGGACAGGAACUGAUUGCUCCGUUUGUCACGGAAUCCGUCAGGCAAUGUAUCGGCCUCUGA
Zasmidium cellare ATCC 36951 is the source of this 756-nucleotide messenger RNA. RefSeq lists its product as uncharacterized. Lineage: Eukaryota; Fungi; Ascomycota; Dothideomycetes; Mycosphaerellales; Mycosphaerellaceae. The transcript has 4 exons. The record is from RefSeq and is a predicted model, not a curated record. The coding region runs from base 1 to 756 and encodes 251 amino acids.